AUAUCAUGUUCAUAAACUUCGUUGCUAACAAUUUACUAAAAAUCUAUAAUUAAACAGCCAAGAGUUUACGAAACGAAACGUCAAAGAGCGGACACAUAUUUGGAUUCCGCUGCAACCCUGAAUAGGAUCGUUUCUUUUCUCUAGAAAAUUUUCUAUAUGCUGCACGCGAAUAGAUUUUUCUCUUGCUUUGCGGUUGUAAUUUCAAUUUCAAUUUUCAAUAAAAUCUGUGAACGUAAAACAACAGUUGCAGUAACAUCGACGCAUCCGAAGCAAUAGAAUAACAAAUAUUUAAAUAAAUUUCGAUUUAGUUUUGCAAUUCCGUGCGGAGUAAAUUACUAAAAUUUAAAUUCCUGUAGAAAAUGAGAACUUCAAGUGUGGCUCAAUAUGCGCUUCGUAUGACUUUCGGACAGUUCACCCUUUGAGUUUCACUCAUCCCUUAAAUCACCAUGGAGCAGAGCACAUUUCAACCUGGAGAUAUCUGCCUUGAAUGCCAGCAACAUGGUUUUUGCCGUCGCUUACGUACGUUUUGCAUUGAUAUAAAUGAACAAAUCAUUAAAUGUGAAAGUUGGGAAUGUAUAUAUCCUUAUGAAAACGAUUUUUCUGACUCUGAUGAAGAGCCGAAAACUUCAGAGGAUAAAAGCUUUUGCACAGAGUUAAAUUCAUGUAGUGGCUACGAUGACGCAGCUAGUGUGCGAUUUGUGGAUGCACUACUUUGUUGUGGUAAUAGUAAUCUAGUUGGGAAGUCCGAUGUGUUAAAAGAGGCAGCAAAAACUUCAACACAAGCCGAACCCGUUAUCACACUAACUUCCUUUGACAAUAGUUUAGAGAAUCUUCUCAUUAAGUCUGAGACGAUUACACCAUCAUUCUACACAACACGUAAAAAUGACCAAACUGAAGGUGCUGGUUUCAUUGACGCAUUACUUAGUAAUUGUAAAUCUGAAACCUUUCCCAAUCAUAGCAUUAAUGAAUUCCAAAAUGAAUCCACAACACCACUGCAUGAUAUGCCUGUCUUAAAUUUCGACUUCUCAAAUACACAACCUGAAAAGGAGCCACCACCACUGCCGAAGGUGGAAAAAGGGAAUAAGCCACAAAUUGAAAUACAAUGCAUACAAACGGUUAAAGCGGGAUUUUCUAACAUUCAGAAUGAAGAUAACGUCACAAACACGUCAAAGGUCGCAAUAAAUUCUCUGGAACUUAUAAAAACAGAAUAUGUUCAGCCAUUACAACCCAAUCAGCUUGCAACUCAAACAAUCUGUGAAACAAAGAAGUCAUCUACCGCGAAUAGCGAAAACAAAGUACGCAUAUCACGUUACUUUGAUGCUUUACGAAUAAAUCGUGAAAAAUUUCAAAAGACUCGCACAAAACCAACGUCAUUAGAACGUAGAAAACGCCAACAAAAGCUUGAUAUUGGAAGUGGACGCAGUUUAGUAAACGUGCUACAAGUGCUUAAGACCAGAAGUGAAUAAAUAAUUUGGCAGAAAAGUAACACGUAUACUUUUCGAUACGACAGCAUUGAAAAUAAUUUGGGUUUGCGAUAGGUCAGUUUAAAAAGAAUGAAUGUGUUGGGCUGAAUUGGUAAAUGAUACCAUGUCUGAACAUAUACGAGUAUAAUAUGUAUAUGCACAUAUGUUUUGCUAUUCAAAUACGAAAAUCUUAGAUUAAAAUGAACUUAUAUUUAUAAAAAUAUAUUGAUAAGACAAAACCUCAUAAGCAUAAGUUUAUCAAUAUAAAAUGUUUGAUAAUACUCAUGAGUAAAAUAUAUACAAUAAUUACUUUAAUCCAUAUUUCUUUUGAUUGCAAAGUCUGAUGGUACCUGGCACGCUCCCAUUGCAUGAUAUUUAUAAAAAAAAA
This is a messenger RNA of Ceratitis capitata (Mediterranean fruit fly), 1851 nucleotides long. RefSeq lists its product as uncharacterized. NCBI's taxonomy places the organism in Eukaryota, Metazoa, Arthropoda, Insecta, Diptera, Tephritidae. The transcript has 3 exons. The coding region runs from base 447 to 1466 and encodes 339 amino acids. The record is from RefSeq and is a predicted model, not a curated record.